This is a messenger RNA of Gamsiella multidivaricata, 1770 nucleotides long. RefSeq lists its product as uncharacterized. Gene Ontology annotation, biological process: protein folding in endoplasmic reticulum. The transcript is spliced from 3 exons. The record is from RefSeq and is a predicted model, not a curated record. NCBI's taxonomy places the organism in Eukaryota, Fungi, Mortierellomycota, Mortierellomycetes, Mortierellales, Mortierellaceae. Gene Ontology annotation, cellular component: endoplasmic reticulum. Gene Ontology annotation, molecular function: misfolded protein binding; protein-folding chaperone binding. Bases 172 to 1722 code for a protein of 516 amino acids.
AAACUAUCUGCCAUCCACUCCUCGGCUCCAUCACCUUCUUCUUCUCCUUCACACAUCCUCAUCCCCCCCUCUCUGCUCUUUUACACCCACAGCUACUCUACUGCACCCCAAAAAGCAAUACCGACAACCAGGACCACGCCAGCAACCGUUACCCACUUCGGCCUUGACAAGAUGAAACUUCGCCUCUUAUCCCUGCUGCCACUCAUCCUGUCCUUGCAGCAGGUCUACUCCCAGGGCCCACAGACCACCCAGCAGUUCCUGGACCAGGCCAAUAUCUACCUGAGCAAGGGAGAGUACAACCUAGCUUUGGAGAGCUACGAUGCCGCCAUUGCCAAGGAUCCCUCCAACUACCUCUCAUACUUCAAGCGAGCCGCAACCUAUCUGACUCUUGGACGCAACAAUCAGGCUCUAGCCGAUUUCACAACCAUCCUGAAACUCAAACCUGAUUUCGGUCAAGCUCUGUUUCAGCGAGGAAAGAUCUACACCAAAGCUGGAGACUUCACUAAAGCCAAGGAGGAUUUGGAGGAAUACCUGAAGAGCAACAAAGGCGACAGUCAAGCAAACGAUAUUCCCGAACUGUUGUCAACGAUUGAUGAGGCCUCGAAUGCCCUGACCCUUGCCCAGGCGGCUGCAGCUAAAGGACAGUCGGAGGAGUGUGUUCAUAUCCUAGGGUCGGCCAUUCUGGUCGCACCGCUGUAUGUGCCCUUCCGGAUGCAGAGGGCCGAGUGUCAUCUGGCUCGGGGUGAGGUUGAGGAGGCUGUCAAUGACUUUAACCGGGCAACCCAUAACGCGGCCUUGGACCCAAAGUUGAUGCACCGGCUGUCAACCAUGAGCUACUAUUCCCUAUACACGCCCGAGCAGGCUCUGGCGCAAAUCAAGCAAUGUAUCUCGUUCGACCCUGAAAACAAGAUGUGUAAGGCAUUGUUCAAGAAGAUUAAGGCGACCGAGAAGGAUUUGACCAAGUUGAACAAGGACCUGGAGAACAGUCGAUGGUUGGGAGUAAUCAACAAGUCGGUUGGCGGCGAAAAGUCCCUGGUGAGCUCGAUUGAGACGGAAACAGCGAAUAUGGAAGCAGAGAACAAUGCCGUUGGCAAGAUGCCUAAGCGCUUAUUGUUGAAGGUCUACUCCGCAGCAUGCAAAGCGUACACUGAGGCGCAAGAUACCAAGAACGCACUCAAGUGGUGCACAUCAACAUUAUCGCUGGACGAGUCGAACGUGGAUGGUCUGGUUGGACGGGGUAUGGCGCAUAUGCUGAACGACGAUUUCGAGCAAGCGGUCAAUGAUUUCACAGAGGCACAGAAACUCUCAGAUGGACAGGACCGCGCUAUCCACGAAAAAUUAAGCAAGGCCCAACGGCUGUUGAAGCAAUCGCAACAGAAGGACUAUUACAAGAUCUUGGGUGUGUCGCGCAGUGCAUCCGAACGGGAAAUCAAGAAGGCGUUCCGUAAGCAGGCCAAGGAGUGGCACCCUGAUACCUACCGUGGCGAACUCAAGCCAGAUCAGGUGGAGAAGAAGAUGGCGUCGUUGAACGAGGCAUAUGAGGUACUGAGCGACCCAGAGUUGAGGGCACGGUUUGAUAACGGUGAUGAUCCCAAUGAUCCCCAGGGACAACAGAAUCCUUUCGGUCAAGGCUUCGGUGGUAAUCCGUUCUUUUUCCAACAAGGAGGAAGCCCCUUCGGACAAGCCGGCGGAGGCGGAUUCCAGUUCAACUUCCAGUUCUAAAGUCCAGUUCAAGUUAAAUAGACAAAAUAAAACGUUGAAUAACCGGGA